Ochlerotatus camptorhynchus is the source of this 2163-nucleotide messenger RNA. RefSeq lists its product as uncharacterized. The transcript has a single exon. The annotation marks the transcript as partial. Lineage: Eukaryota; Metazoa; Arthropoda; Insecta; Diptera; Culicidae. The record is from RefSeq and is a predicted model, not a curated record. Gene Ontology annotation, molecular function: nucleic acid binding; zinc ion binding.
AUGAUCGUCCAGAAGCUAAACGAAGCUAUGGACGAACCUGAAACAGCGAGCCUUUCUCAGUUAAAGGCUUAUGAGAAGAAAUUGGAACUACAUUAUUCGGAGUAUGCGGUGAAGCAUGACUUGAUCGUGGCUCAGUGUACUAGUGAAAACAUGGAGGAUCAGGACAAUAAGUUGGACGAGUUUGACGAGCUGCACACGGAGGCGUUAGUGAAGCUGAAUCAACUGUUGGAGUUACUUCGUGCUGAUCCACAACCUAAUAAUGGAGUUCCCCAAGUGAUUGUGACUCAGCAACCUCUGAAGACGCCGAUCCCAACCUUCGAUGGGAAGUACGAAGGUUGGCCAAAAUUCAAAGCUCUCUUCAAUGACUUGAUCCGAAAGUGUGGCGACUCCGAUGCAACUAAACUGCAAUACCUGGACAAGGCGCUGAUCGGUGAAGCUUCCGGUAUCCUUAAUGCCAGAAUUAUCAAUGACAACAACUAUCAGCAAGCAUGGGAGUUGUUAGAGAAGCGCUUUGAAAAUCCGAGAGUGAUUAUUGACACCCAUAUUUCCGGUUUAUUGUCGAUGAAACCGAUAGCCAAACAAAGCUUCAAGGAGCUAAGAAACCUUAUCGAUACAUGCAAUCGCCACGUGGAAGGAUUGCGGUUCAUGGAGCAGGAGGUUGUUGGAACAGCCGGUCUAAUCGUGGUGAAGCUACUUACAAUGUGCCUUGAUGGAGAAACGCGGAAGCAGUGGGAGCUCACCAUGGAGCACGGAGAACUUCCUGACCUCGAAGAAUCCAUGAAGUUCUUAAGAAGUUAUUGCCAGGUACUUGAUAGAUGUGAAGUAGACAAGGCGUCCUCAGCUAAGGCAGCUGUUAAGCCUCCUAUGAUGGGGAAAACCAGCUCAUCGCAAAGAACCUCCAAUCCAGCAACAUCCAGUUCACCGGAGAAUGUGUGUGAAAUAUGCGCGGGUCAACACUGCAAUUACAAGUGUCCUUCUUUCUUGAGCAUGAGUGUUGAUCAGCGUGUUACCAAGGUGAAGCAAAUCGGACUAUGUUUCAACUGCCUUAGGAAAGGCCAUCAAAUCAGGGCUUGUCCAUCAGAUAAGUCAUGCUCGAGGUGUUCCAAAAAGCAUCAUACCAUGUUGCACUUCGAGCAGGUAUCCCAAGCUGAGCCGAAGCAGAAAACUCCAGGUGGAACAUCCAAGCCGCAGGAGAUGCAGACAGCAGCAGCUGUUCCUGAGGAUCCUGUGUCUACAGCCUGUUCCAGUAUGCAACAACGAGCGAAACAAGUGUUUUUGAUGACCGCAUUGGUGAAUGUUACGUCAAAGAGUGGAAGGAACUUCAAGUUGCGUGCUCUCUUCGAUUCCGGGUCUCAGAUCAACCUGGUUUCUGAAUCUGCUGUAAAACUGCUAGCGCUUCCGAAGUAUCCUGCCAACGUGCCAGUCGUAGGAGUGGGUGGCGCCAGAUCUCAAAUUCGUCAUCGUGUGAUCCUGAAGUGUUUCUCCGACUACACCGAUUUCCAAAGUGACAUGGACUGUUUGGUGACAGCUAGAGUGACAGGAAAGAUUCCAUCUGUUCCAGUUGACAUCUCGGAGUGGAAGUUCCCGAGUGGUAUUGUGUUGGCCGAUCCAAGCUUCAACGAACCGAGAGAAGUGGACCUACUGAUCGGUGCCGAGCUGUUUUUCAAAAUCCUGAAACAAGCUCAGCUGAAACUCUCUGAUAAUCUACCCGUACUGUACGAGACUCAGUUCGGAUGGAUUAUUGCCGGUGCUUUAGAAGAGUCCGAGGAGGAAGUCGUCAACGUGCUAUGCGCCACAAAUGAGGAUCUGUUGCUGAAGAGCAUUCAGAGGUUUUUCGAGCAAGAAGAACUUCCAGAAGAAAAAGUCCUGACGAAUGAAGAGCAAGCGAUAGAAGAUCACUUCUGCAAAACAUAUCGACGAGAUGAGGAUGGCCGAUUCGUGGUUCAACUACCGUUCCGUGAGUCCAUCAAUGAACUAGGAAACUCCCGAUCAUUAGCGUUGAAGAGGUUCCUGUCAAUUGAGAAACAUCUAACCAAUAAACCCGAGAUGAAAGAGAUGUACCAAGAGUUUAUGCAGGAGUACAAAGACCUUGGUCAUUGCCACGAGAUCCGUGAGGAUGACGAUCCGCCUGACCGACAGAGCUACUAUUUGCCACAUCAUGCU